This is a messenger RNA of Teleopsis dalmanni, 1163 nucleotides long. RefSeq lists its product as uncharacterized. The transcript has a single exon. Lineage: Eukaryota; Metazoa; Arthropoda; Insecta; Diptera; Diopsidae. Bases 163 to 903 code for a protein of 246 amino acids. The record is from RefSeq and is a predicted model, not a curated record.
UUUCUAUUGACAAGUAAUUUACUCUUAUUUUUGUCUGAUUUUCUCUAAAUUCCUUUCAGUUUCAUCCAUUUUCCGCACAACCCGGCCAAAAAACGUAGUUCCAAAGCACAUGUUGCCUUUGGUCCAACUGCAGACAUUCUUCUUCAUAUUCAGCCAAAUCAAAUGCUGAAAAAUAUGUUUCGGCAAUUUGUCGUUGCCUGCAUAAAUCCAACACGAAUUCUAAUGAAAUCGUAUUCGUGCAAAACACCGAAGUUAUGUCCUAAAAUCCGAACUAAACGUGGCUGGGAGACAAAGAGUAAACCAUUUAAAAUUAAAUUACUUUCUGAAAUAGAACAGGAAAAAGAAGACGCCGAAACUAGUGUUAAAAUAGAUUUGAAACGAUUCAAAUCAUUUUGGGAUAUUACUCCUGAGUGUUGCUACAAGAAAUGCCCAAGAUCUGCACGUUACGAUGAGUCUUACUACAUGCCGUCAAAUCCAUAUAAACGUUAUUAUAACAAAACUUGGGUUGAUUGUCUAAAAGUUGAGAAAGAAGCGCUUUGUAUUGAUGAAAUUCAAGGGUUUCUGGAACCAGAGUAUCGUUCGCGUAAGAUGCUUAAAGAAUGCAGUAGCCGAAAAACUCACUCCAAAAUUCCUAAACAUCUAAUGGCUUGCAAAAAUCCUAAUGUGGGUUCGAGUUCUUGUCUUAGUAAUUUGCAACUGCUUCAUUGUAGAAGUGUACGAAAGCCACCGAAGUGUAAGAAAACUCGUUUAGCAAGCAUGUGUAAGAAAGUUAACCCCCCUUGCCCGAGUUUCUCUGAAUGUGAAUUAAUCAAAAAACUGAAUUCCGAUGGUCCAACAGAAUGCAAGUGUUGGCAAAUGACAUCUUUGUGUGAAACAGUAAGAGAAAUGAGGCAACAACCAUGAACCAUAAUGAGGACCAAAAAUGGACGGUAGUUAACUUAUUUCUCAUAACUAUUGUUCGUUUUUCUGUGAAGAGAACAAAUUCCAUUCUGAAUUUAUUUCUUCAAUUGCGAAACCAACGAUAGUUAUAAGACAUGUUUGAUUUCUACUGUGGAUUGUAUUUAAUUUUGGUUUGAAGAGUAAAAAAGAAAUUGUACACUUGAGGCACUUAAAGUGCAAUUAAUACAAAACUCAAGUAAAUAAAGAUUUAAAUGUCAAAAUUA